AUGGUGUCAUUUGGUACUCUGACCAUCGUUCGCGCCAUUUCUGUCCGUCUGCUGUUCACGUGCCACGGUCUCGUGUCAAUAUGGCGGCUGUACUACGUCACACACGACACCAGGUUCUGGUACCUGGGACUGGCCAUGGCUUUCCUGCUCAUAGAGACGUCCGUCACCCUGGUCAAGAACCGCGGCAAGGAGUGGAAAUGGUUCUGUCCCAGUGUCUGUAUAUACCUAAUGAGCACGGUGCCGUCCAUUUGGUUCCUCGAACUACACGAGAUGGAGAAGCGAAUAUCGACCACAAACGACAGUCGUGGACAUGCGCAGAAUGAUUCUCUUGAAGAUCUCAGCGCUGAACUUGGAAAUGUAUUAGGUGUCCGAUUCGAGAUCAGAAUCCCGAUCUUGUUGUCGCCUGACCAAUGGAUCAGGACUCUGGAACAAAUCCUCUUGCUCAUCUUGAUCCUGGGACGCUGGAUACUUCCGAAAGGAAAAUUGACGCAUGACCAACUAUCUCAACUGUUGUUAGUUUAUAUCGGCACGGCUGCAGAUAUCGUCGAGUUCUUUGAAGCGUUUAAAGAAGAGGAGGUCCGUUACAACAAGAUGCUGUGUAUUAUCAUCCUUGGAUUGUGGUCACUGAGUCUCAUACAGUUCACGUUGGUAUUGACUGCUGCCAAAGCCCGUCGGGAUCAAUCUGGCCUCGUGACCGGAAACGAGGGAGGGCGGCGCCAAAAGAACGGAUGUUGCGCAGCAGACGUUUACGGAAUCCUCAUAUCCAUUUUACUUCAAGAUCUCCCCUUUCUAGUACUCCGACUUUUAUUGAUUUUGAAGUAUAAAGUUCUCAGUUACACUAAUAUGUUUUUCACUUCCAAGAACACACUCGUGAUAAUACUGUUGCUGUACCGACUUGUUGUGGUUUACAUCGAACGUAAGAACAACAAACCGAACGCUUUAGAUCACCGAGAGUACCCGCAAGACGAUUUCGGAACUCCUCGAGAGGUAAUACCAAGAAGCCACAGUGUCAGUCAUAACAUACGUCAGCCACCGUACGGAGGCCAUCUUCCAGAUGACAAACAAUAUCUGAUGAAGACACUACCUCGUAGUAACAAUCACAAUGAUAACAAACCAAAAAUGUACAAACUUCGCCAAGAAAAAUAUCAGUGGGGAAAAGAUUACCACUUUGAGCAAGUAGAUGGUCGAGUGUAAACUGAAGACAAAGGUUCGGAAGACUUAUUUAUGUUUACACGUGAGUUUAAUGGUUAUAUCUUAUCUUGGUUUUUAAUGAACACCCGGGAUUAAUGUUUUGACUGCAUAACUAGAGUUACUGUAUGACAGAGUACUAAGAAACUGUUACAAUAGGAAUGUUACAUCGGAUUGUAAGGUUGCAAUAAGUACCUAGAUACAGUGGAAUUUAAUAAGCUAGUCAUUCGUUAUUCCGGACAUCUUCGAGGAACUGCACGUUUCAGCUCAAACUGGCCUUCGUUAUCCAAAGACAGCAUCAGAAUACCUGUACGGACUACUUUCCGGGUGAUACAAAUACGAAUUGUUACGGAAUCCUGAAUAACUUUGAUCUCAGAAUAAUUUUAUAUUAGAAUUAAACGUUCAGUGCAGAUAGCUCUGUCUGUCAUCAGCCUAGCGAUUGGUCAGUUUGUAAUGUAUAGAUCCGACAAAAAAACACUAACUGUGAGGUGUCGAUUCUGUCAGAAAACAAUCCCAGGAUUCAGAGAAGGACAUUUAUAAUCAAGAAGGUAACUCUUGGUAUCCGAAGAUGGUGAUAAUGUAAACUUUUAACGCGACACACGGGAACAGCACACCGAUAAACGGGAGAUAACUCCUUCCGAAAGAAAACAUGUAUAGUGCCAUUGGGAUAUCCUCGAUAUCAAGGGGUUAUGUUCACUUUCGCUCUCUACAGCCCUGGAAUAUGUCAUAGCAAAAGUGAAGGCUCGGUGUGCGCCACCUUGUCGAUCAGACAAGGAAACUAGCUCGAUCCUUUGAUGUACAUCAAAAUAAUAUCGCGGUCACGUAACGGUAAAAAUGACAGGCUUUGAAGUCGGGCGUCUCUCCUUUGUAAUCUUCUAAGGACAGGUAUCAGCCUAGCGAUUGGCUUUCUUCGCGCCUUCAAUGUUGCUAUGACAUAUCUCAGGGGUGUAGAGAGCGAAUGUUAGCGUAACCUCUGGAUAUCGAGGAUGCCAUUGGGCUGUAUAUUUAUACAACGUGAAAAAUCAACCAUUUGCAUUCAUUUUGCUGAUUUCAACAUUCCAUUUACUUUUCAUCAUUCAAUGAUAUUCAUGAGUGUGUAAUGCACAAUCUUUAUUGUUGUUAGACGACACUUACAGUCAGCGAGAGUUAUCACCCUUAUUGGAAUUUAUAUUUACGUCUCGUGCGUUUAUAUUUACCGCCUGGGAUAGCAAUAUAGACGCAAAUUAUAGGCAAGAGAUUACCAUUAUAUUCAUGAGAAUUCCAUUCAUGGUGUGGCAAAACUAUAAACAGCCAUGUGUGUUAUUAUGUUACAUAAUUACGUUAAGACCAAACUGUACAUAAGCGAGCAUGUAAACUUAAGCUUUAAAUAUUUGACCACAUCCCUUGGAUAAC
This is a messenger RNA of Mizuhopecten yessoensis (Yesso scallop), 2580 nucleotides long. RefSeq names its product transmembrane protein 26-like. The transcript is spliced from 4 exons. The record is from RefSeq and is a predicted model, not a curated record. Lineage: Eukaryota; Metazoa; Mollusca; Bivalvia; Pectinida; Pectinidae. The coding region runs from base 1 to 1194 and encodes 397 amino acids.